AAGCUUCCAUGUGAGAUUCGAAUGUUCAGUGGUCUCCAGAUGCCACUUCUCAUCCGUAUAUAUAACAUAUAAUAUUCUGUUUACACGUUCGGAAAACCCUUUUUUUCCCCGCAUUAGGAUAGGGUUUGGAUUCUUUCGAACUGCCAAUUCGAUUAAAGCCAUCUCGUUUUUCCAUUCGAAAUCAAGACUCCAAUCAUUGUACCCAGAAAGAAAGAUUGAUUCAAUCUUUAAUUGAAGAAAUUGCUGGCAUUUGAUGGGUAAAGGCGGAGGCUGUGUGCCCAGCAAGAAAAAGUCGGUUCUCGGAGUCACAUCCGAUCGUGAGGCGCCAAACCCGGCCAGCGAUGACGCCGCCGAUCGAGUCUCCGGCACUGAUCCGGCUGCGACGAAUCAAGACGGCGCUCCGCCGGCGGCGGACAAGGAGAAUCUGAGGAUAUUCAUCGUCUUCUAUUCAAUGUAUGGCCACGUGGAAGGUUUGGCGAGGAGGAUGAAGAAAGGGGUCGAUGGGAUUGACGGCGUCGAAGGGGUGUUGUUCAGGGUUCCGGAGACGCUGCCGCCUGAGGUUCUGGAGCAGAUGAAGGUGCCGGCGAAAGGGGACGACAUUCCGGUUAUAUCUGUGGAGGACUUGCCGGAGGCCGAUGGGUUUUUGUUUGGGUUUCCGACGAGGUUUGGGUGUAUGGCGGCUCAGAUGAAGGCGUUUUUCGAUUCGACGGGGGGGCUGUGGAGAGAUCAGAAGCUCGCCGGAGUGCCGGCGGGGUUCUUUGUGAGCACCGGAACGCAGGGCGGUGGCCAAGAGACUACAGCUUGGACAGCAAUCACUCAAUUAGCACAUCAUGGAAUGCUCUAUGUUCCAAUUGGAUAUACUUUCGGAGCUGGAAUGUUCAAAUUGGACUCAAUUAGGGGAGGCUCGCCUUAUGGGGCGGGAGUUUAUUCUGGAGAUGGCACCAGGGAACCGAGCGAAACAGAACUGGCCCUUGCAGAACAUCAGGGCAGGUACAUGGCUUUGCUGGUUAAGAAGUUUGCCGAGCCUUGUUUACUUGCACCUGGAAACAGCAUUAGAGAGCCCCAUUGAACCAAUUUCUUUGUUCAUUGAAUAUAAUAUAUCUUCCUGUGUGUAUGGCAUUCAGAAAUCAUGUGUUGGGUAGAGUUCAGAUAGCCAAGUAGUCUAUUCCUUAUUCAGUUUGAUCUUCCUUAUUCUCUCCAUUCUUCUCAAUAGUAUCGUGGACAGGAGUGUAAAUGUCUGUUAUUCGUCGAUCUGGAAGUGUAAUAUUCACAAAUAAAGUUGAGUUGCUUUCUGUUGUACAAUUUGCAAAUAAAUCUCUUACUGGAUAUAUGUUUUUAUGCUCA
Messenger RNA from Diospyros lotus (date-plum), 1344 nucleotides. Its product is annotated as probable NAD(P)H dehydrogenase (quinone) FQR1-like 1. The record is from RefSeq and is a predicted model, not a curated record. Gene Ontology annotation, molecular function: FMN binding; NAD(P)H dehydrogenase (quinone) activity. The transcript is spliced from 2 exons. Lineage: Eukaryota; Viridiplantae; Streptophyta; Magnoliopsida; Ericales; Ebenaceae. The coding region runs from base 254 to 1069 and encodes 271 amino acids.